AUUUUAAAAGGAAAAGGAGAUUCCCCUUUUUCUUCCAAAAGAGAUUGAGAGAAAAGAAAAAAAGAAAUGAUUGGAGGAAGAGCAAAUGAGUUGGCUCUCUACACUCAAAAAGGGGAAGAAAAGACAGAGCAUGCAACCGAUUUUGUGUGUGGAUCCAAAAAAAUUUCCACUCGUGUUGUAAUAUAAAUGGAGAUUCGGAUUCAGCGUCUUUUUUGACCCUUCAAACUCUACCUCCUACAAAUUCGAAUCCGAUUCUUCAACAAACCAAAACAGUCUGUUCAUCGUUGUUUUUGGUAGUAAAACAACAAGUGAUUUUAUGCCAAUUUCAAAGGCGCAGGGAAGGAGAAGACCGGAGAGUUGUUGUUUUUCGCUGUAUUAAUCCAAGCUUUCGUCGCAUUUUUUCUUUCCUGUUUCUUUCGAUUAUGGUGGCUACUAAGGCCGACGGUUUGCUUGAUACUGGCCAUGCUCGUCUUAAUGAGCUCGGAUACAAACAAGAACUCAAGCGCGACCUCUCGGUUGUUUCUAAUUUCGCGUUUUCGUUUUCGAUUAUCUCGGUUCUCACUGGUAUAACCACUCUUUACAAUAAUGGGUUGAAUUUUGGUGGCCCUGUUUCGUUGGUUUAUGGAUGGUUUAUUGCUGGUGUUUUCACCAUGUUUGUUGGAUUGUCCAUGGCUGAGAUUUGUUCUUCGUAUCCAACUUCUGGUGGUCUCUACUAUUGGAGUGCUAAGCUUGCGGGUCCUAAUUGGGCUCCCUUUGCCUCUUGGAUGACUGGCUGGUUUAACAUUGUUGGACAGUGGGCAGUCACAACAAGUGUUGAUUAUUCACUUGCUCAGCUAAUUCAAGUGAUAGUUCUGCUUAGCACAGGGGGUAAAAACAAUGGAGGAUAUGAGGCAUCUAAAUAUGUAGUGAUUGUUUUCCAUGGUGCAAUUUUGUUGGUACAUGCUAUCUUGAAUAGCCUGUCCAUUUCAUGGUUGUCUUUCUUUGGACAGUUUGCUGCAGCAUGGAACUUUUUUGGUGUUUUUCUUCUUACGUUCCUCGUCCCCUUGGUGGCAACGGAAAGGGCCAGUCCCAAGUUUGUUUUCACUCAUUUCAAUACUGAUAAUGGGGAAGGAAUUAACAAUAGACUUUACAUUUUUAUUUUGGGACUUCUAAUGAGUCAAUAUACCCUAACUGGGUAUGAUGCUUCUGCUCAUAUGACAGAAGAAACAAUAGAAGCUGAUAAGAAUGGACCAAAGGGAAUUAUUAGCUCCAUUGGGAUAUCAAUUGUUGUUGGUUGGUGUUAUAUACUCGGCAUCACUUUUGCCAUUACCAGCAUCCCAAGCCUUUUAGAUGAAAACAAUGAUGCUGGAGGUUAUGCCAUUGCUGAAAUAUUUUACCAAGCAUUCAAGAGCAGAUAUGGCAAUGGAGUUGGAGGAAUUAUUUGCUUGAUUGUGGUAGCUGUUGCAAUCUUUUUCUGUGGAAUGAGCUCUGUCACCAGCAACUCCAGGAUGGCUUACGCAUUCUCCAGAGAUGGAGCGAUGCCAUUUUCGCCAACGUGGCAUAAAGUGAAUGGAAAUGAGGUCCCCAUAAAUGCAGUUUGGCUCUCUGCUCUCAUAUCGUUUUGUAUGGCAUUAACGUCUCUUGGAAGCACAGUGGCCUUUAAUGCUAUGGUUUCCAUAGCAACAAUUGGUCUAUACAUUGCAUAUGCCUUGCCCAUAUUUUUUAGAGUGACUUUGGCAAAGAACUCCUUUGUGCCAGGACCUUUCAACUUGGGCCGCUAUGGAAUCGUCAUUGGUUGGGUGGCUGUUCUCUGGGUGGCUACAAUCUCGGUCUUCUUUUCAUUGCCUGUCGAAUACCCCGUUACAGACACAACUCUUAAUUACACUCCCAUCGCAGUUGGCUGCUUGUUGAUCAUUACCAUUUCUACCUGGGUUGUGAGUGCUAGACAUUGGUUCAAAGGGCCAGUGACCAACAUACCAAUAUGAAGCUGUAGUCUAUGGAAAUAGUUCUCUCUUCUUUCAAAUAAACAAGAGAGUUAGACUUUUUUUAGUUUAUUGUUUUCUUUCUUUCUUUCUUUUUCCAAUAACUGUUUUGCAUCUAGGGCUUAUGGUUGUUACAAUUGUUCAAGAAUUAUAGAAUAUGAUCGCUUUAAAUAGGCACUGUAAAAAGAAGAAAUCGAAUGUGUAGUUCAUUGCUGAAAUACUUACUUUGGAAUGUAAUACAUAUCCCAACUUUAUACAUCAUCUUUUUCCAA
Messenger RNA from Cucumis melo (muskmelon), 2233 nucleotides. RefSeq names its product amino-acid permease BAT1 homolog. Bases 423 to 1964 code for a protein of 513 amino acids. Gene Ontology annotation, molecular function: L-lysine transmembrane transporter activity; L-alanine transmembrane transporter activity; gamma-aminobutyric acid transmembrane transporter activity. Gene Ontology annotation, cellular component: membrane. Gene Ontology annotation, biological process: transmembrane transport; gamma-aminobutyric acid transport. The record is from RefSeq and is a predicted model, not a curated record. The transcript has 8 exons. Lineage: Eukaryota; Viridiplantae; Streptophyta; Magnoliopsida; Cucurbitales; Cucurbitaceae.